Messenger RNA from Monosiga brevicollis MX1, 1653 nucleotides. RefSeq lists its product as uncharacterized. Lineage: Eukaryota; Choanoflagellata; Craspedida; Salpingoecidae. The record is from RefSeq and is a predicted model, not a curated record. The transcript is spliced from 2 exons. Bases 1 to 1653 code for a protein of 550 amino acids.
AUGGCGCUUUUGGAUAACGGUCCAAAGGAUCCGGCAGCCUUCGACUUUGAAAGAGUCACAUCUGAUGAUGAGGAUGUCUACCCAGCCCAGGAGCCUCCCGCAAGUCCGUUGCCGCAACACAUCACUGACACGGCAGCACAGGCGGCUGCGCGGGCUAUCGCUCCCCCGCACGCCCUCAUUACCCGCGCAGGAGAAGAGUGGUCGCGCCUGGAUGACCCCGUAGUUUUUGCUGAAAUUAUACCACGGUUUUCCGACCGUACUAAAGAGGAUGGCAUCGCUUACUCCCGUCGUCCUUUCCUGCGAGCGGAUGCAGCUGGCUUUUCAACGCCGGAAGAGCUUCACCGAGCCUUUUUGCCGACGCGGAUGCUAGAUCGAGUUCUCAAGGCUACCAAUCAGAGGUUGGCGCAGGCGGGACUCGACACCAUGACAAUGACCGAGCUCCGCAUGGUCGUGUACGUUAUUCCCCAGCUCAUGAGUCAGUCCUUUGGCAUGAAACGACAUGAGCUGUGGGAGCCUUGCGAAAGCGAAAGCCCCUACCUCCCAAAGCCGACCCUCCGCAACACCAACCUCACACGUCAACGAGUCGAUGAAAUCAUGGCCCAAUUGCACAUUGGCGUCGACCCACCAACCGAUGAUCCGUUGGCACACGUUCGUGCCCUUCAAGAACUGUUCAAUGAGGACGUGACCCACGUCUUUGCGCCGGGUUGCGUAACAUGCCUUGACAAUAGCACGGUCGCCUUUCACAACGAACGUGGCCCAAGUUAUCUGGACCUGGAGCGCAAGCCUCACCCAAAAGGGUUUGAAUAUCACACCCUUGCAGACGCAGACACCGGCCUUGCCACCCUUACCCGGGUGGGCGUCUAUGCCUCGGCUGUAGCAAGGGAAAAUACUCACUGGCCACAGGGCGUGCCAGGCGAGGACAUUGACCGAGAAGUGGCCGCCAAAAAGCUUUCCAUCGGAUCACUGCACACCGCUCGGCGCAUCUUGAACUCAGAAGGAACUCGCGUUGCUGUGAAUCUGUAUUGUGUGCCUCACCCAGACUGCACUCUAAUCUUGGCUUCGACAUAUGGCUCAGGCAACCCGAAAGAACGCUUCGACCUGCGUCUUCAAACCGGUGACACGAUCCGAAUUGAGCGCAAUGUGCCCUUGCAGCACUACUACCACGCCAGGCACGCUGUGCAUCACAACAACUAUACUCGCCUCGGCCGUAAUGAGGGCAUGGAGAGAGCUUGGGCGCCCAAAAGUAUAGCGCUGCGCCAUUUGGCAUUUUUCCUGUCUUUGGCUGACGCCAAUGCCAUCCGCUUUUGGAACUACACGCAUCCGACACAACGUAUGACAGCCAAAGAGUUUCAAGCUCACUGGUGCCUCCAAACGAUUCGAGAAUACGAGCAAUCUGCUCCUCAAAUUCGAUCAGCACGCAAGUUCGAGCCCCGAGCACCGCUUGGAACACACAAGUUUGAGCCCCGAGCACCGCCCGGCACUUGCGCUGAUGGAGUUGUUCGACAGAGCAAGACCAACAACCAGCACUACCGUCGCGUCGUGUGUCGAGGCAAGGGAUGCUCUGCCCGGGUAAGAAGCCGAUGCUCGUGCUCGGCCACCCUUUGGCUUUGCCACGACUGCUGGCUCGAACACGUGUUCGAUGAAGCACCAUGA